Gloeophyllum trabeum ATCC 11539 is the source of this 369-nucleotide messenger RNA. RefSeq lists its product as uncharacterized. The record is from RefSeq and is a predicted model, not a curated record. The transcript has 2 exons. NCBI's taxonomy places the organism in Eukaryota, Fungi, Basidiomycota, Agaricomycetes, Gloeophyllales, Gloeophyllaceae. Bases 1 to 369 code for a protein of 122 amino acids.
AUGGCAUACAAGCAGACCUUGUCCCUCGAUAUCCUGCACGAGAUCAUUCAAUACUACUUCGCCGAUACCCCCUCUCGCCACACGUCGUCUCUCGCCGACGACGCGACGCGCCUCAAGCUGGUCUGCAAGGACUGGAAUAGGAUCGUCUCUAAGAUACUCCAGAAUCCAACCAAGACAGUCCCUCCGAUCUCCAAGCUUCCGGUUGAGCUUCACCACAAGAUUUUCUCUUACGUGUUGGCUCACGACCCCAACGACCAGUGGCUGGCGCGACCUCAUUAUGGAUUGGAGCGCACGUUGGUGCAACGUCCAGCUGAAGAACCCCAAUGCAGUGGCCCACGCCCUGAAUCGCACCCGGGCAACCGAGCGUAG